This is a messenger RNA of Aspergillus pseudoviridinutans, 423 nucleotides long. RefSeq lists its product as uncharacterized. The record is from RefSeq and is a predicted model, not a curated record. Gene Ontology annotation, molecular function: FAD binding. NCBI's taxonomy places the organism in Eukaryota, Fungi, Ascomycota, Eurotiomycetes, Eurotiales, Aspergillaceae. The transcript is spliced from 3 exons. Bases 1 to 423 code for a protein of 140 amino acids.
AUGACAGCACCGCGGGAAAAUCACCUGGUCCGACUGUACAUCCAGGUUAAGGCCGAUAAACAGCUCGAGCAAAUGGCACAGGACCACUCAGAGGAUACGCCCAGAGCGCUCAUUGAGGCCGCCCAAAGGUGGAUCAGUCCGUACAAGUUGCCCUACAAGCAUUGCGAUUGGUGGUCCAUAUACCCGGUUGGACAACGAAUGGUCAAGAAAUACAGAAUCAAGGAUAGGAAUUUCCUUGCGGGUGAUGCCGCCCACACCCACUCUCCCAAAGCCGGUCAAGGCAUGAAUGUGUCGAUGCAAGAUACCUAUAAUCUCGUCUGGAAGCUCGGGUCAGUCAUCACCGGAGUGGAGAUCCCAUCAUCCUCGACACAUACGACCCCGAACGGCGGCCAGUGGCCGCAGACCUCAUCGACAGGAGCCUAG